ACCUUUCAAAUCUAGCUACAAUGGCACUUGAGGCACUUGCUUCUAAUGAGCUCUCCAACUUCAUCAUCUAUGAUACUCUCACUACUACUACUCCAAAUUACUGCCAUGGCUCUUCAGAGACAAGCUUCUUACUUGAAAACAGUAAUUCUACAGAUGGGAUUCAUAACAACCCACAUUUCCAUGGCUUAGGAACAGGGGAUUUCCGGCAAACUUCUGGUCGACCGCCGCCGCUGCCGCUGCCGCCGCCAUCGGAGAUUCAACCCAGCAUUGUGGCAUCAGAACUACCCAUUAGUGGGAAAGUGAAUAAGAAUUCAAAUUACAAUUUUGAAAACAGAAAGAAGAGAAGAAGAAGGUCAAGGGUUUGUAAGAACAAAGAAGAGGCAGAGACACAGAGAAUGACCCACAUUGCUGUAGAAAGAAACCGCAGGAAGCAAAUGAAUGAACACUUAGCUGUUCUACGUUCAAUGAUGCCUGACUCUUACAUACAAAGGGGUGACCAAGCAUCUAUAGUAGGUGGAGCUAUAGAAUUUGUUAAGGAGCUUGAGCAACUUCUGCAAUCACUUGAAGCCAAGAAACAUCAACUGGAAAAGGAAGGAGGAUCUGAAAGAGCCCAUGAGAACACUAGCAACAACAACAACAACAACAACAACAACUUCUUGUCACCCCCAUUUGCUGAGUUCUUUAGUUACCCUCAGUACUUAUGGUGUCAAAACCCUUGUAAGUAUCCAGUUGAGAACAGACCAGCCAUUGCUGAUAUUGAAGUUACAUUAAUUGAAACUCAUGCCAGUAUGAGAAUCCUCUCAAGAAGAAGACCCAAACAGCUCUUUAAAUUGGUAGUUGGAUUUCAAGCUCUGCUUCUCACCAUUCUUCAUCUCAAUGUCACCACCUUGGACCCUCUUGUUCUGUAUUCCUUCAAUGCCAAGGUAGAGGAAGGAUGUCACCUGACCUCAGUAGAUGACAUAGCAGGUGCAGUGCACCACAUGCUCAGAAUAAUUGAAGAAGAAGCUACCCUAAACUAAGAAUCUUCCAUGCUUUCCCCAAAAUACCCUCUCUGUUUCAUCUUGUUUGCUUCAAUGUAUCAAGCUAUUGAGAUGGGUUUU
Messenger RNA from Telopea speciosissima, 1100 nucleotides. Its product is annotated as transcription factor bHLH71-like. Bases 21 to 1019 code for a protein of 332 amino acids. Gene Ontology annotation, biological process: regulation of transcription by RNA polymerase II. The record is from RefSeq and is a predicted model, not a curated record. Lineage: Eukaryota; Viridiplantae; Streptophyta; Magnoliopsida; Proteales; Proteaceae. Gene Ontology annotation, molecular function: DNA-binding transcription factor activity, RNA polymerase II-specific; protein dimerization activity; RNA polymerase II cis-regulatory region sequence-specific DNA binding. The transcript has 3 exons.